Molecule: messenger RNA, 331 nt
Organism: Actinia tenebrosa (Australian red waratah sea anemone)
Lineage: Eukaryota; Metazoa; Cnidaria; Anthozoa; Actiniaria; Actiniidae
Biological process (GO): positive regulation of canonical NF-kappaB signal transduction; protein phosphorylation; immune response
Molecular function (GO): MAP kinase kinase kinase activity; ATP binding
Source: RefSeq, a predicted model, not a curated record
UGUAGGCUUGCUGAAGAUUACAUUAAAAUACAGGCAGAAAUGAGCAAGCUACUAGAACAAAGGGCUGAACUAGAGAUGCAACUCCAGGAAUAUGAGAAAGAGCAACAAAUGAGUGCUCCUUAUGUAGAACAGUUUGCUAUCCUUACUAGUGAAAAGGAGAAUCUGCUUUUACUUCACAAAAAUCUCAAAACUCAACUUGAAUAUCUUCGACGGCCAAGAACGGCUUUCUGAAGGAAUGUAAAUAGAUCAUUUUUAAUGUAAAUAGAUUAUCAACUAUGCAUGUGUGAACAUGAAAUCGUAGGAUUUCUUAUAAUCCAGUAAGAUGGGAUGG